CUCAAUUACUUAGUGGAGAGUACCUAUUAACUUCAACAUUAUUCAUUUAUUUGUUAGAUUUGUUGCCUAUAAAAGGGGAAGCUAGUUCCCAAAACACAUCCAAGUUGUGAGUUCAAGUUAACAUAUAAGUUUAAAGCCUUCUUUCAACAUAUACUUCUCUCUUGUCUUCCCCUUUUCAGCAUUGCUGUGCUCUUUUUUCUUCUUCCAUUUGUUGAAUAUAAGAAAAAAUGGAAGGGAAGAUGAGUUGGACGGUGGCCGACGCGGUGGACUACAAGGGUUUCCCCGCUGACAGGCUGAAAACCGGUGGUUGGGUUCCGGCUGCACUCGUCCUAGGGAUUGAGGUCUGUGAGAGGCUUUCAACAAUGGGAAUAGCGGUUAACCUUGUGACAUACUUGGUUGGGGUGAUGUAUUUGCCGAGUUCAACAUCGGCCAAUGUUGUAACAGAUUUCAUGGGCACAUCGUUCCUCUUGUGCUUGCUCGGAGGCUUUCUUGCUGAUUCGUUCUUCGGCCGGUACAAGACAAUCGCCAUCUUUUCCUUCAUACAGACACUGGGGACUGGGGCAUUAGCAAUAGCUACAAAGCUGUCACAGUUACGCCCGCCACCGUGCCAUGCAUCGGAAUCCCAUACAUGCAAACCAGCAAAUGGAUUUCAGAUGGGGAUUUUAUACAUGGCCUUAUAUCUAAUUGCACUAGGCACAGGUGGCCUGAAAUCAAGUGUCUCCGGAUUCGGAACUGAUCAAUUCGAUGAGAAAGAUGAGAAGGAGAAAGCCCAAAUGACCUAUUUUUUCAACAGGUUCUUCUUCUUCAUCAGUAUCGGAACCCUGACCGCGGUUACCGUGCUCGUCUACUUACAAGACGAAGUCGGUCGAAGCUGGAGUUACGGAAUCUGCUGUGUUUCCAUGCUUGUAGCCAUCUUGAUAUUCUUAUCAGGGACUAAAAGAUACAGAUACAAGAAAAGUUCAGGAAGUCCAAUAGUUCAGAUUUUCCAAGUUAUUGUCGCUGCAAUAAACAAAAGGAAGAUGGAAUUCCCUUACGCUGUUGAAUUACUGUAUGAGGAUACCCCGGAAGCUCAAAGAAUUCAUCACACAGAUCAAUUCCACUUCUUGGACAAGGCAGCAAUUGUUGCCGAAGGCGAUUUCGAAAGAAAUGUCGUUGUUUCAGCUCCGAAUCCUUGGAAACUUUGCUCGGUGACACGGGUGGAAGAGGUCAAGAUGAUGGUGGGACUUUUGCCAAUAUGGGCCACAACCAUCAUAUUUUGGACCACUUAUGCACAGAUGAUCACUUUUUCAGUGGAGCAAGCGUCCACCAUGGAAAGAUCAAUUGGAGGUUUCCUAAUUCCUGCUGGUUCCCUCACCGUCUUUUUCGUCGUGGCGAUAUUGAUCACCCUCGCCGUAUACGACCGGCUCAUCAUGCCGGUUUGGAAGAAAUGGAAAGGAAAACCAGGUUUCACCAACUUACAGAGAAUUGCCAUUGGCCUAGUCCUAUCAUCGUUCGGAAUGGCAGCCGCAGCACUAGCCGAGGAGAAACGAUUGUCGGUGGCUAGAACCACCGGUACCACGACGACAACGCUGCCUAUAAGCGUGUUCUUUCUGAUUCCACAAUUCUUCCUAGUUGGAGCCGGCGAGGCCUUCAUAUACACAGGCCAACUCGAUUUCUUCAUCACUCAAUCCCCCAAAGGAAUGAAAACGAUGAGCACGGGCCUCUUCCUCACGACGCUAUCGCUCGGUUUCUUCGUCAGCAGCUUCUUGGUAUCCGUGGUGAAGAGAGUAACCGGAGGAAGCAAUGGUGGGCAAGGAUGGCUGGCUGAUAACAUAAACCAUGGGAGACUUGAUUGCUUCUAUGGACUUUUAGCAGUUCUGGGGAUCAUAAACUUUGUACUGUAUCUUGUUUGUGCCGUGUGGUACAAGCCGAGGAACCCGAAACCUGCCAUACAGAUGGAGACCAUUGUCAACGGCUCAUCUGCUGAGAAUAAGUGCUAGGGUUCUUUACAAAGUUUGCAUGGUAAUAAUUUUUG
Messenger RNA from Hibiscus syriacus, 2014 nucleotides. RefSeq names its product protein NRT1/ PTR FAMILY 6.2-like. NCBI's taxonomy places the organism in Eukaryota, Viridiplantae, Streptophyta, Magnoliopsida, Malvales, Malvaceae. The transcript is spliced from 6 exons. Bases 228 to 1979 code for a protein of 583 amino acids. Gene Ontology annotation, molecular function: transmembrane transporter activity. The record is from RefSeq and is a predicted model, not a curated record. Gene Ontology annotation, biological process: oligopeptide transport; transmembrane transport. Gene Ontology annotation, cellular component: membrane.